AUGUGUCGCAUUUCUACGCCCGAGAUGAGCCGGGCUGUACCCCUUCCGCCGCCGCCGCCGGUUUCCCGCCGCCGCCGCCGCCUUCCCGGAGCCGCCGCCGCCUUCCCGGAGCCGCCGCCGGUUUCCCGGAGCCGCCGCCGGUUUCCCGGAGCCGCCGCCGGUUUCCCGGAGCCGCUGCCUCCCCCUCCUACCGACUCAGUGGUCAUUGAGGAUGUGGCUGUGGACUUUACCCAGGAAGAGUGGGCUUUGAUGGAUGUUGCUCAAAGGAAACUAUACAAAGACGUGAUGAUGGAAACCUUCAGAAACCUGGUCUCAAAAAAUUUUUAUGCUGGAAAUAAGCCUUAUGAUUGUAAAGAAUGUGGGAAAGCCUUCACUCGUCCCUCAUCCCUCACUGAACAUACAAGAACUCACAGUGGAGAGAGACCUUAUGAAUGUAAGGAAUGCGGACAAGCUUUUAAACAUCGCACAGCCUUCACUAACCAUACAAGACUUCACACUGGAGAGAGACCUUAUAAAUGUAAAGAAUGUGGGAAAGCCUUUACCCAGUCCUCAUCUCUCACUGCACAUACAAGAAUCCACACUGGAGAGAAGCCUUAUGUCUGUGGCGAAUGUGGGAAAGCCUUUGCUCAUUCCUCAGUCCUUGUUACACAUAUAAGAGCUCACAAAGGAGAGAAGCCUUAUAAAUGUACAGAAUGUGAGAAAUCCUUUAGUCGUUCCUCAGACUUGACUAUACAUAGAAGAGUGCACACAGGAGAGAAGCCUUAUGAAUGUACAGAAUGUAAGAAAGCCUUUAGUCGUUCCUCAGCCCUCUCUCAACAUAUAAGAACUCACAGUGGAGAGAGGCCUUACGAAUGUAAAGAAUGUGGGAAAUUCUUUAGUCAGUCCUCAUGUCUCACUAGCCAUAUAAGAAGAACUCACAGUGGGGAAAGGCCGUAUGAAUGUAAGGAAUGUGGGAAAACCUUUUGUCGGUCCUCCCACCUCACUAGCCAUUUAAGAAGGCACAGUGGAGAGGGGCCAUAUGAAGGUAAGGAAUGUAAGAAAGCCUUUAGGCAUAACUCAUCUCUCACAUCACAUGUAAGAAUUCACACUGGAGAGAAGCCUUAAGAAUGUAAGGAAUGUGGGGAAUCCUUUAGUGAGUCCUCAUCCCUUACUAGGCACAUAACUCACAUUGGGGAGAGAUCUUAUGAACAUAAAGAAUAUGGGAAAGGCUUUAGUAAUUCCUCAGUCCUUACUGAACCUCAGUAA
Molecule: messenger RNA, 1245 nt
Organism: Orycteropus afer afer
Lineage: Eukaryota; Metazoa; Chordata; Mammalia; Tubulidentata; Orycteropodidae
Source: RefSeq, a predicted model, not a curated record